Messenger RNA from Calliphora vicina (urban bluebottle blowfly), 1330 nucleotides. RefSeq names its product mitochondrial pyruvate carrier (gene Mpc1). The coding region runs from base 342 to 698 and encodes 118 amino acids. Lineage: Eukaryota; Metazoa; Arthropoda; Insecta; Diptera; Calliphoridae. The transcript is spliced from 5 exons. Gene Ontology annotation, cellular component: mitochondrial inner membrane. The record is from RefSeq and is a predicted model, not a curated record. Gene Ontology annotation, biological process: pyruvate import into mitochondria.
GUCACUUUGCAAGCAGCUAGAUCUAUAUAUUUUGCUUUCGAAUUUAUGAAGUGCAGUGAUUGGCGUAUUUUUUUGCAUUAAAUUUUGCAACAUUGACAGUAGAGCAGCAGUGAGAUAAAUUAGAUUUUACAAUUAAAAUAUUUACAUAACUUUUCACAUUUUUGUUUGUAAAAAUUCUCUAGAAAGCAGAACGUGUUAAAGUUUUGCUUGGAAAUAAAUACAAGGGGUCAAUAAAUCAUCGGCAGCUUGUUGUUUUUAGCAACAAGAAAAAAACUAAAAAGAUAAUUAUUUUAUUAACAAGUAUCUGCCCUUCGUUUGGUUGUAAGUAAGCAAGUUUCAAAAUGUCACAAAAACGCGCUGCUGGUAUGGUUGGAAAACUUUUUGAAAAUCUCAAAAGUAAAGAAUUUCGUGAAUAUUUAAUGAGCACACAUUUCUGGGGUCCAAUAGCUAACUGGGGUAUUCCUAUUGCUGCUUUAGCUGAUAUUAAUAAAGAUCCUAAAAUCAUUUCGGGUCGCAUGACUCUGGCUCUGACCCUGUACUCUUUAGUGUUUAUGCGUUUCGCCUGGAAGGUACAACCUAGAAACAUGCUAUUGUUUGCCUGCCAUUUAACAAAUUCAACGACACAGUCUAUACAGGGUAUUCGUUUUAUCAACUACAACUAUUUAUCCGAUAAUAAAGAUAAAAAACAAGCUGCCUAAAAAAGACACUCAAAUACGUAAAUCUAAACAAAGAAAACUUAGCAUAAUCAAAGCAAAAAUACAUUAAAACCUAGUUUAAUUUGUAAAACAAAAUUUUGAAAUCUCCCUUAAAACGCACGAUUUAUAUAGUUUUAAUGUUGUUCAUUUCUGUGUUUUUUUUCUCAAACAUACAGCAAAACACCUGUUAAUAAUAUUUACAAAAUAUAGUAACAACAAAACAAAUGUACAAUAUACUAAAUAAAUAUAAAUAUAGUUAAAUAUACAUACUAAAUAAAUAUUAGUGCAAAAUUAAAAAAAAACUAUUAAUUGGCAUAAUUUCAGUUAGUUUAAAGAUGCUAUUGCAAAAUAUUAUUAUUAAACACACGCAAAUUGAUUGGAAACACGCAUAAAUUGGUUUUAAAUUUGUAUAAUUUUCAGAGUAAUUUGAGGGUUUUUUUUUAAUAGUAGUGUUGCAAAGGGGAUAGAAACAUCUAGUCUAACGGGUGCAAUUUUUAGUUAAAACUUUAAAUAUUAUUUAGUAGAAAUACUUGUACACUAUGUAUAAAUAUAUAUUAUGUACGCCAGUACAACAUUAAGUGCCAUUUUCAAAUAAGUUCGAAACAAAUAAAAUGAAAAAGUAUAAAUAAAAGAAA